This is a messenger RNA of Paraphaeosphaeria sporulosa, 1629 nucleotides long. Its product is annotated as choline dehydrogenase. Gene Ontology annotation, molecular function: oxidoreductase activity, acting on CH-OH group of donors; flavin adenine dinucleotide binding. Bases 1 to 1629 code for a protein of 542 amino acids. The record is from RefSeq and is a predicted model, not a curated record. Lineage: Eukaryota; Fungi; Ascomycota; Dothideomycetes; Pleosporales; Didymosphaeriaceae. The transcript is spliced from 2 exons.
AUGGCGCCCACCACCACCACCAUCCCCUCCAAUGCCCAGUAUGACUUCGUCAUCGUGGGCGGCGGCACCGCCGGCUGCGUUAUUGCCUCGCGCCUCACCGAGUACCUGCCCGACAAGAAGGUCCUGUUGAUCGAGGCUGGCCCUAGCGACUUCAUGGACGACCGCGUGCUCCUGCUCAAGGACUGGCUCAAUCUGCUGGGCGGAGAGCUCGACUACGACUAUGGCACCACCGAGCAGCCCAUGGGCAACUCGCACAUCAGACACUCGCGCGCCAAGGUCCUCGGAGGCUGCUCCUCCCACAACACCUUGAUCUCCUUCAGGCCGUUUGAAUAUGACUGCAAGAGGUGGGAGGCCCAGGGCUGCAAGGGCUGGAGCUUCAAGACCUUCAUGCGCGUCUUGGACAACCUGCGCAACACCGUCCAGCCUGUCCACGAGAAGCACAGGAACCAGCUGUGCCUGGACUGGAUCGAGUCAUGCUCCACUUCCCUCGACAUCCCCGUGAUCCACGAUUUCAACCACGAGAUCAAGACAAAGGGCGGCCUCAAGCCCAGCGUCGGCUUCUUCUCCGUCUCCUACAACCCCGAGGACGGCCGACGAAGCAGUGCCUCCGUCGCCUACAUCCACCCCAUCCUCCGCGACGAAGAGAAGCGGGAGAAUCUCACCGUCCUGACCAACGCCUGGGUCAGCAAGAUCAACGUCCAAGGCAGCAAAGUCACGGGCGUCAACCUCACCCUCCAGAACGGCGAGCAGCGCGUGCUCUCCCCCGCCUGCGAGACCAUCCUCUGCGCCGGCGCCGUCGACACCCCGCGCCUCAUGCUGCUCUCCGGGCUCGGCCCCAAGGACCAGCUCUCCUCCCUCAACAUCCCCGUCGUCAAGGACAUCCCCGGCGUGGGUGAGAACCUUCUCGACCACCCGGAAAGCAUCAUCAUCUGGGAGCUCAACAAGCCCGUACCCCAGAACCAGACCACCAUGGACUCGGACGCGGGCAUCUUCCUCCGCCGCGAGGUCCCCAACGCCGCCGGCGGCGACAGCGACUGGGCCGACGUGAUGAUGCACUGCUACCAGAUUCCCUUCUGCCUCAACACCUCCCGACUCGGUUACGACACCCCCAUCGACGCCUUCUGCAUGACGCCCAACAUCCCGCGCCCCCGCUCCCGCGGCCGCAUCUACCUCACCUCGGCGGACCCUAGCGUCAAGCCCGCCCUCGACUUCCGCUACUUCACCGACCCCGAAGGCUACGACGCCGCCACCAUCGUCGCAGGCCUCAAAGCUGCGCGCAAAGUCGCCCAACAAGCUCCCUUCAAAGACUGGCUCAAGCGCGAAGUCGCCCCCGGGCCCGACAUCACCACCGACGAGCAGCUCUCCGAGUACGGCCGUCGCGUCGCCCACACCGUGUACCACCCCGCGGGCACCACCAAGAUGGGGGAUGUUGCCAAGGACGAGCUCGCCGUCGUGGAUCACGAGCUGCGCGUGAGGGGGCUGCAGGGCAUCAGGAUUGCGGAUGCCGGUGUGUUCCCGGAGAUGCCGACCAUCAACCCCAUGUUGACGGUGCUGGGCAUCGGCGAGAGGGCUGCGGAACUGAUUGCCCAGCAAUGGGGUUGGAAGGGUCUGGAGAAGGAGAAAUUGUAG